UGCUAUUAAUGCGGAAAUUACUAUGAAUGGCUACAGCAAUACCGAUAUUUGCGUGUUUUUGUUGUUUUUUUAAGUGUUUAGAUAUAUAAUAUAGAAGCAGUGUGUUAUAUACCAAGACACGUGGCUUUGUAAUAUGUUGUUUGACAACGCGUCCCUCUGAAAUGGGAUGUUAUGUCGUUAUAAACUGUGCAGGAAGCGUCAUGUCGGUUGCUAGCUAGCCUUACUAACUUAACGUUAACUUACUCGUCCCUUAAAGUGUCCGUUAACCAGCAAAAUGAAAGUACGCUCGUCUGUUUUCGCCUCGUUUAUUUUAAUACUUGAAGUGAUUGGCGUUGCCCUCUUCCUGCGGGGAUUUUUCCCUGUGCCUGUCAAGUCGUCUCUGUCAUCCAAGAGCAAGCUGUCAGAUCUGCCAGCGGAGCCGCUGACAGGGAGCUCUCCCAACUCCUCUCGCCUCCCCCAACCCCUUUUUAAAAGGGUGGUUAUAAUGUUAGUGGACGCCCUGCGGGAGGACUUUGUGUUUGGACCCAAUGGUCGCAUGUAUAUGCCCUACACAAGACACCUGGUGGAAAGAGGCUCAUCGCACAGCUUUGUGGCCAAGGCAAGACCUCCGACUGUCACCAUGCCCAGGAUCAAGGCUCUUACCACUGGCAGUAUCCCAGGCUUCAUUGAUGUGGUAAUGAACCUGAAUUCUCCUGCACUGCUGGAAGACAACCUCAUUUGGCAGGCCAAAACAGCAGGGAAGCGGAUAGUCUUCUACGGAGAUGACACCUGGGUGCGCCUCUUCCCCAAACACUUCAUGGAGUACGAUGGCACAACAUCCUUCUUUGUGUCUGACUACACUGAGGUUGACAACAAUGUGACCCGUCACUUGGAUAGCACCCUUAAGAGAGAUGACUGGGACAUUUUGAUCCUCCACUACCUAGGCCUCGACCACAUUGGUCAUAUCAGCGGACCCCACAGUUCCCUCAUUCAGCCCAAACUGCUGGAGAUGGAUGACAUCCUGAAGAAGAUUCACAGUGCCCUUAUUUCAAAGGAGGCAGAUGGAUCCUUGCCCUACCUGCUGGUGCUGUGUGGCGACCACGGCAUGUCAGAGACUGGCAGCCACGGAGGCUCCUCGGAGCCAGAAGUUAACACACCCCUGGUGCUCGUAAGUCCAACCUUCAAAAGAAAAGUGGAAAUGGAGAAGCCUGGAGUGGUGGAGCAAGUUGACCUGACUCCGACCCUGGCCCUGGGACUCGGCCUGCCCAUUUCUCAAAACAGCGUGGGCCGUGUCAUCCCGGGUGUUUUGGAAGCAACCUCGCUCCGAGACCAGCUGCGCUUCCUGCAUCUCAAUGGCCACCAGCUCAGCUGCCUGCUCAAAGACAGCAUGCCCAGCUACGAGAAAGAGGCAGGCUUUGAGCAGUUCCGUGUGGCAGAAAAGGCUCAUGGCAGCUGGAUGAAGCUCUACCUGGAGGGCAACACCUCUGAGGUGCUGACCAACAUGGGCAAAAAGGUCCUGAAGCAGUAUCUAGAGGCCCUGGCUGCCAUUAGCUCGGCCCUCAGCAAACAGCUGGGCAAGUACGACAUGUACUCCAUGAUCGCAGGCAUGGUGUUUGUGUUUCAGCUCCUGUUGGUCUUACUGCUGGCGAUGCCUGAAGCCCUGAGUGGUGAAGCAGCAGUGGACCUCCCAGUCCUCUCAGCCCUGCUCUCCCUGCCUUUCUACCUUUUGUGCCUGCUGCUCGCCUCAGUGCACGUCUUGGUGUGCACAUCUGCUGAGAACUCCUGUUACUUCUGUAGCCUCUCCUGGGGUCUCGUGUUCGUUGCUGUUGCCUUCUCCUCUGCAAUGUUUUGUAUUCUGGUCUCUAUGGCAACACGACGACUCCCGCUGGGAUUAAAGAUUCAUGGGAAGUCUCCAUUGAGGAGCAGUGGCAGUGAGUGGUCGCUGUCAGAGCUGGAUGUUCUGCUGCUGGCCGGCACGGUUGGACACACUGUAAGCUUGGCGGCCAGCAGCUUCGUAGAGGAAGAGCACCAAAUCUGGUACUUUCUGCUCAGCACCCUCUGCCUCGCCGUCUUCCAGGAUGUUUGCCGGAAGUACUUCAGAGAGCAGAAGGGCUCUGUGGAUGAAGAAGAGUAUAUCCUCCCUUCCAAAGACUAUCAUUCCUCUGCUCACCCCAGUUCAGAAUUAUGCUCAGAGAAGUGGCUAGCAUUAGCCACGCCGCCCUUCACUCUGGUCUGCUGCCGGCUGCUGCGCUCCCUCAACCAGACCGGUGUGCAGUGGGCUCAUCUUCCAGAUGUGGGACACUGGCUUAACAGCGCCGAACACAGGAUAGUACUCUCCCUGCUGGCUGCUUUCUGUUUGGUUCUCAUUUACCUCCUGGUUCAAAGACGGUGCUCAUGGGUGUCCAAGGUUGCCCUUGCCCUCGGACUUUUGGGUGUCUACAGCUACCGGGCAGCUGUCGGCAAUGUCUUGUUUCCCUGGCAACACUCUGGUCAAACUAUGUCCAAGGGAACAGUGGAGGCGCGCUUUGUUUACGUCUUCGUUUUGGGCAUCCUCUUCUCGGGCACCAAAGACCUGUUGCGAUCCCAGAUCAUCACAGCAGAUGCCAAGUUGAAGAGCAGGGGCUUAUGGGAGAUUUACAGUGGCUUGGUUUUGUUGGUUUCGAUGUUGUUUCGAGCUCACAACCUGCCAGUGCUUUGCUGCUGCCUGUUGAUCCAGACACUCAUGGCUCAGUUUAUCUGGAAGAAACUCCACUAUGACGCAGCCCAAACCACCAUCAUGCAUUACUGGUUUGGUCAGGCGUUCUUUUACUUUCAGGGCAAUUCCAACAACAUUGCCACCGUCGACAUUUCAGUCGGCUUCGUUGGACUGGAAAGUUAUGUAGAAGCACCUGCCAUCUUCUUAACGGCCCUUAGCACUUACGCAGGGCCCCUGCUCUGGGCAUGUCACCUCAUCUGCUACCUAAGCUCAGAGAGACACAGGAGCUCGGCUGCAGUUGGCCAUGGCUGCUACUGUUUGGCCCUGCUGAGGUCCGUGCCAGCUGCAGCCUACAUUGUGCUGGUAACUGUCCUGCGGUACCAUCUCUUCAUAUGGAGCGUCUUUUCUCCCAAAUUACUGUAUGAGUCCAUGCACCUGCUGCUGACUGCAGGAGUCUGUCUCUUCUUCAACACAAUGGAGCAAAGCCACAGUUCCAGUAAGUCUUAGGGAGCCAAAUACACAUCUUAAGGGGGUCCCUCAAGUUAAAGGGUCGGGCACAGUCUCUAACCACUGUGUGUAAGACUUUCAGACUGAGACACACUAGAAUAUGUUUUCCCACACUCUGUAGGAUACUGAUCUGUUCACAGUAUGUGAAUAGAUGCUUCAGAAAGCGUCCUUCCUCUGGACUCUGCACGUUUGGUUUGCAAAACAAACUUUGAGAAUGCACCUAUAAUGUAUUUUUGAGCAGACUAUUUAAAUAUUUUAUUCUUUCCAAGGAGAAAAUGUUUGCAGAUGAAUAAAAGUGAAAUGACAUAAAGAAGCUUUUUGAAAGAGAA
This is a messenger RNA of Micropterus dolomieu (smallmouth bass), 3510 nucleotides long. RefSeq names its product phosphatidylinositol glycan anchor biosynthesis class G (gene pigg). The record is from RefSeq and is a predicted model, not a curated record. Gene Ontology annotation, biological process: GPI anchor biosynthetic process. The transcript is spliced from 13 exons. Gene Ontology annotation, cellular component: endoplasmic reticulum membrane. Bases 275 to 3181 code for a protein of 968 amino acids. NCBI's taxonomy places the organism in Eukaryota, Metazoa, Chordata, Actinopteri, Centrarchiformes, Centrarchidae.